GGGCUGGAGCCCGCGGCGCCCCUCUGGCAGCAGGGCGAGCGGCAGCUGGACGGCCACCUGCAGCAGGACCAAGGUCAGGGGCAGGGGCAGGGGCAGGGGCAGGAAACCGCCCUCCCGCGGCGCAAGCCCCGCCGCACUGCUCGCGGCGCCGCCGCCGCCGCGCCUCACGGCCUCCCCCAAAUCACCAGCCGCACCUGGGCGGCAGCCGCCAAGCAGCUGCUCCCCGCGCUGUACGACGCGGGGUGGCACACCAGCCUGGCCGCGUUCUGCAUAGACCUGUGGGAUGACGUGGCGGCGGCCCUUGAGAAACGCGACGAGCCGCGCCUCGACGCGGCCUUCAGCUUUGCGUCCGCCUGCAUCUGCGGCGGCGGCCGAGCGGGUACAGACGCAGGAGCCGGCGCCGGGCCCGGCCCGAGCGCGUACGCGCAGGGCUGCUGCUUGCUGCCGCUCGCGGAGGCGGCCACGGCGGAGGAUGGCGGGCAGCUGCUGGAUGAGGCGCUCGCGCGGCUCGGGCCCGCGGCCGGUGACGCGCUGCUGCGGCCUGUUGGGGAGCGCGCGGUCGGCGCCGCGGCGGGCGCGCGGGUCGCGGCGGCGUUGCAGGGCCUGGAGCGGGCCGGCGACGGCGGCGGGGUCGGCGCGGCGGGGGUCGCAGCGGCGCCUGGGCUGUGGGAGGGGCUGGGGCGCGUGCUGGAGCUGAGGGCGGUGUACCCUGGGGUUGAGGCGUCAGCCCUGGCACACCUGGCGCAAGAGCACGGCGCCUGGCUGGACUGA
Molecule: messenger RNA, 771 nt
Organism: Monoraphidium neglectum
Lineage: Eukaryota; Viridiplantae; Chlorophyta; Chlorophyceae; Sphaeropleales; Selenastraceae
Exons: 1
Source: RefSeq, a predicted model, not a curated record